CGGCAUUUCGUAUGAAACCACAGGCCUCAGAUUGGCAAGUGGAGUGUGACCCCUUUUUCCAAGGAUCAUUUGGACUUUUGGGUUUCUCUGGAUAUUGAGGAAAGGCUUCGAAUUUGUCCAAAAUGAUGCAGUCCGUGGCUCCUGUGUGCAAUGUCUGCGGCGAGCAGGUGGGGCUUGGUGCCAAUGGGGAGGUUUUCGUGGCAUGCCACGAGUGUAAUUUCCCCAUUUGCAAGGCUUGUUUCGAUGAAGAUGUCAAGGCUGGGCGUAAAGUUUGCUUGCAGUGUGGUAUUCCCUAUGACGAUAACCCGUUGGCGGAGUAUGAAACAAAGGUGUCAGGCACUCGAUCCACAAUGGAAGCUCACCUGAAUAAUACACAGCAGGAUACAGGAAUUCAUGCUAGGCAUAUCAGCAGUGUGUCUACGUUGGAUAGUGAAUUAAACGAUGAAUCUGGCAAUCCGAUUUGGAAGAAUAGAGUGGAAAGUUGGAAGGAUAAGAAGGAUAAGAAGGAUAAAAAGAUCAAGAAGAAAAAGGAUACACCUAAUGGGGAAAAAGAGGCUCAAAUUCCACCUGAGAAGCAGAUGACAGAGGAAUAUUCAUCAGAGGCUGCGGAACCACUUUCAACUCUCGUCCCACUUCCAUCUAACAGAAUCACACCAUACAGAACUGUUAUAAUUAUGCGAUUGAUCAUUCUCGCCCUUUUCUUCCAUUAUCGAGUAACAAAUCCUGUUGAUAGUGCUUACGGUCUAUGGUUCACUUCGAUCAUAUGUGAGAUCUGGUUUGCUUUUUCUUGGGUGUUGGAUCAGUUUCCUAAGUGGUCUCCAGUUAAUCGGACUACAUUUACUGACAGGUUAUCUGCCAGGUUUGAAAGAGAGGGUGAACUCUCCGAGCUUGCUGCUGUGGAUUUCUUCGUAAGUACAGUUGAUCCGUUGAAAGAACCGCCCUUGAUUACUGCCAAUACCGUGCUUUCUAUCCUUGCUGUAGACUACCCUGUGGACAAAGUUUCCUGCUAUGUGUCUGAUGAUGGUGCUGCCAUGCUUACAUUUGAAUCCCUUGCCGAAACAUCUGAAUUUGCAACAAAGUGGGUUCCUUUCUGCAAGAAAUUUUCAAUUGAACCACGUGCACCUGAGUUUUACUUCUCACAAAAGAUUGACUACUUGAAGGAUAAAGUGCAACCAUCUUUUGUGAAGGAGCGCAGAGCGAUGAAAAGAGAUUAUGAAGAGUUCAAAGUGCGAAUGAAUGCUUUAGUAGCAAAGGCUCAAAAAACACCAGAAGAAGGAUGGACUAUGCAAGAUGGAACUCCAUGGCCAGGAAAUAACUCGCGUGACCAUCCUGGGAUGAUCCAGGUGUUCCUUGGACAUAGCGGUGCCUAUGACAUCGAGGGAAAUGAACUUCCUCGAUUGGUUUAUGUCUCGAGAGAGAAGAGACCCGGCUACCCACAUCACAAGAAAGCUGGUGCUGAAAAUGCUUUGGUAAGGGUGUCUGCAGUUCUCACAAAUGCCCCAUACAUCCUCAAUCUUGACUGUGAUCACUACGUUAACAACAGCCAGGCAAUUCGUGAGGCAAUGUGUUUCUUGAUGGACCCUCAAGUCGGUCGAGAAGUAUGCUAUGUGCAGUUUCCUCAGAGGUUUGAUGGUAUUGAUCGCAGUGAUCGAUAUGCUAAUCGCAACACAGUUUUCUUUGAUGUUAACAUGAAAGGACUGGAUGGCAUUCAAGGUCCAGUAUAUGUGGGGACAGGAUGUUGUUUCAACAGGCAAGCACUUUACGGCUACGGUCCUCCUUCUAUGCCCGCCUUAUCCAAGGCUGCUUCCUCAUCCUCCUGCUCUUGUUGCUGUCCCUCUAAGAAGCCCUCUAAAGAUGUGUCAGAGGCUUAUCGAGAUGCAAAACAGGAGGAGCUUGAUGCUGCCAUUUUUAACCUCCGUGAUAUUGAGAAUUAUGAUGAGCUUGAGAGGUCAAUGCUGAUCUCGCAGACAAGCUUUGAGAAAACUUUUGGAUUAUCGUCUGUAUUCAUCGAAUCUACGCUAAUGGAGAACGGAGGAGUGGCCGAAUCUUCCAACCCUUCAACAUUGAUCAAGGAGGCGAUUCACGUCAUUAGCUGUGGUUAUGAAGAGAAGACCGCGUGGGGAAAAGAGAUUGGUUGGAUAUAUGGAUCAAUCACUGAGGAUAUCUUAACCGGUUUCAAGAUGCAUUGCCGUGGAUGGAGGUCAAUUUACUGCAUGCCCUUGAGACCUGCAUUCAAAGGGUCAGCUCCCAUUAACCUUUCUGAUCGACUGCACCAAGUUCUUCGGUGGGCACUGGGAUCGGUGGAAAUUUUCCUCAGUAGACAUUGUCCUCUCUGGUACGGGUUUGCAGGAGGCCGCCUCAAAUUGCUUCAGAGAAUGGCAUAUAUCAACACUAUUGUUUACCCCUUCACAUCCCUCCCUCUCGUCGCUUACUGCACACUCCCUGCAAUAUGCCUUCUCACAGGAAAAUUCAUCAUCCCAACACUUACAAACCUGGCAAGUGCCCUGUUUCUUGGCCUCUUCAUCUCCAUCAUUGCUACAAGUGUGCUUGAGUUGAGGUGGAGUGGAGUCCGCAUUGAGGACUUAUGGCGUAACGAGCAGUUCUGGGUGAUCGGAGGUGUUUCAGCCCAUCUCUUUGCCGUCUUCCAAGGUUUCUUAAAGAUGUUGGCCGGAAUUGACACCAACUUCACCGUCACAACCAAAUCAGCCGAAGACACAGAAUUCGGAGAGCUCUAUCUGAUCAAAUGGACCACACUUUUGAUUCCCCCAACUACACUCCUCAUCGUCAACAUGGUUGGUGUUGUUGCAGGAUUUUCGGACGCCCUCAACAAGGGAUACGAAGCUUGGGGGCCACUUUUCGGGAAGGUUUUCUUUGCCUUCUGGGUGAUUCUUCAUCUAUAUCCCUUCCUCAAAGGUCUCAUGGGACGCCAAAACCGGACUCCAACCAUCGUUGUUUUGUGGUCAGUGCUCUUGGCCUCUGUCUUCUCCCUUGUUUGGGUGAAGAUAAAUCCAUUUGUGAGCAAAGUGGACAGCUCAACGCUUGCUCAAAGCUGCAUUUCCAUAGACUGCUGAGAAAUUACGACAAAGUUUUCCACGAUGUUGCAUUCGUUAUAGUUUGAAUGCGAGGAAAAACUUGAUCUCUGGGAAUCACAUGUGAGUUCUUUGUGGAACUGCCGGCCAGAUUUCUUUCUCCUCUCAUUGUAGUUUAGGAAGAUUUGUAAUGAUUUUGUUUCCUUUUUCUUAUGGAUUUUGACAAUCAGUGUGUAAAGAUUUAAGCAUUGCUGCCCUACAAUAUCAGUGUAAGAAGAUGUUGUAAUUGUAAUGAAUUGACACAUAUAUAAGGUACUGCAUUUGUGAGUAUUU
Malus domestica (apple) is the source of this 3362-nucleotide messenger RNA. RefSeq names its product cellulose synthase A catalytic subunit 8 [UDP-forming]. Gene Ontology annotation, molecular function: cellulose synthase (UDP-forming) activity. The record is from RefSeq and is a predicted model, not a curated record. Gene Ontology annotation, cellular component: plasma membrane; trans-Golgi network. NCBI's taxonomy places the organism in Eukaryota, Viridiplantae, Streptophyta, Magnoliopsida, Rosales, Rosaceae. Gene Ontology annotation, biological process: cellulose biosynthetic process; plant-type primary cell wall biogenesis.